AUGGGUUCAGAAGGGGAAUCAGCAACGCCACCAAAAGCAAAAGAUGCGAAAGAAUGGGUGGAGGAUCUGCAACGUACUGUCAUUCAAUCUAAAGACUCUGCUCUUCGUUCUGCUCGUUCUCUUCAACAAAACUCUUCCACCCAUCUUCGUUCCUUGCAGGAUUCUUUUCCCCAUGCCAUCACCAAGUAUACAGCUUACGAACAAGCUUUUCUCAACAAAAUUAAAGAGGAGUUGAAGGGUGCACGGGAACACCCUGGUCCAGCUGUUGGAAUUGCUCUUUCUGCUGGUGUCCUUCUCUUGCGAGGUCCGAGAAGAUUUUUGUUUCGUCAUACAUUGGGUCGACUUCAAAGCGAGGAGGCAAAGUUUGUCAGGGCUGAGAAGAAUGUCAAAGAGUUGAACCUCUCUGUUGAUUUAAUGAAGAAGGAGAGCAAAAAACUGCUGGAAAGGGCAAGUCUUGCUGAAAAGGAUAUGAAGCGUGGAGAAACGGAGCUCUUGAAUGCUGGAAGUCAAGUUCAGCGUCUCACUAAACAAGCUUACAAAGUUGAAACCCAAGCUGCAGAUUUGAUGGAAGGCCUGAGAGAAAUCCCCGGUAGGGAGGCAUUGAAACUUAGAGCUGAGGUUGCUUCUAUGGCUUCACUCCUGCAGCGGCAGAGGGUUGCGCUCGAUAAACGGAUAAUGAAGAUCUCUGAGUUAGGAGUUCCUGUUUGAUUCCGUAUAGAAAUUUUACUAAGUACUUGAAUUUUUUUAUUAUCAAUCGCAUUAGAAAUUGUUUGGUUAUUCUGGUUUUGUACAAGCAUUUGAAGAUUGAAAUAAGAGGAA
Messenger RNA from Pistacia vera, 819 nucleotides. Its product is annotated as RGS1-HXK1-interacting protein 1-like. The transcript is spliced from 8 exons. The record is from RefSeq and is a predicted model, not a curated record. The coding region runs from base 1 to 708 and encodes 235 amino acids. Lineage: Eukaryota; Viridiplantae; Streptophyta; Magnoliopsida; Sapindales; Anacardiaceae.